GUCGCUUGUGGCAUCGGUAUGACACAAUCAUUUUCAUUUGCGCAAUAUGGAUUGUGCACGGGGGACAAAGCAAGAUAACCACGGUUGGGCAACUGAGAACUUUCUUCUUUCUUCACUUUCUCUCUUUACACAAUCUGCCUGACAGCAACCACAUUUUGACAAUGGAAAGCAUCCAGACUAAAGUACGAUACUACAACGCUCAGCUGGACAAGGAAUUAGGACAGUAUCCACAGUUAAACCGAUUCCAGGCAGCAACAGGAGUUCCGAAAACAUUCCUGGCCCUCGGAUCUGGUGUGUUUAUCCUGUUGAUGAUCUUUUUCAACUUUGCAGGAAAACUACUGUCCAACAUUCUCGGCUGGGUCUACCCGGCCUACCGAUCCUUCAAAGCUCUGGAAACGCCGUCCCAGGACGACGACAAGCAAUGGCUAACCUACUGGGCCGUCUACGGAUUUGUCGCCGUCAUCGAAUCUUUCACGGACAUCCUGCUGUAUUGGUUCCCGUUCUACUUCUUCCUCAAGACCAUCUUCCUUCUCUGGCUCAUGGUCCCCCCAUUCAAUGGUGCUGCUCUCAUCUACGUGAGGAUCCUUCGUCCGUUUUUGAUUCAGCAUCAUGGUCGAAUUGACAACACUUUCAGGGAUGUCAAGUCUAGGGUCUCUGCCGCAGCCUCUGAAUUCGAUACCCGCCCGUCUGCUGCACGCUAGAGGGUGCUUAUGACGAGUUCUUCACACGAUGGAUUAAAGCUAUUUCAGUUGUAGGAUCAUUUGUUCAACAGUGCUUUUCAAAUUGAAUACAUU
This is a messenger RNA of Gamsiella multidivaricata, 794 nucleotides long. RefSeq names its product TB2/DP1, HVA22 family-domain-containing protein. The coding region runs from base 162 to 701 and encodes 179 amino acids. NCBI's taxonomy places the organism in Eukaryota, Fungi, Mortierellomycota, Mortierellomycetes, Mortierellales, Mortierellaceae. The transcript has 5 exons. The record is from RefSeq and is a predicted model, not a curated record.